GAUUCAAACAUUUUUAAAACUUUUUUUUAAUCGAACAUAAUAUUUGGCGCGAGCUAUGGCACGGAACUAAUCAAGAUAGACACUCUUGCAACAUUCCCCAAAACUAAUGUGAGGGAUAUCUUGCAGUUAUGCCUACAAUAAGUUCAAUGUCAAACAAAAUUAUAACCAUAUUACUCUUAAAAAUUUAUAAUCUCUUUACAGGGCCAUUGCUUUCUGAAUAAUAAAUGAAAUCACGCAUAUGCACAUAAAUAUAACAACAACAGCAGUACGAGUAAUUUAUCGCAAAAAGUAGAAAAACUUGUAUUUGCUUAACAAUCUAACAAGUGUUUCUUUUUCAUACUUUGUGCCCCUUCCACCGACAAAGCCACUCUCAGUACGACCUAAAUUCUGCGGUAUUUUCUGAUACACAUUCAAGCGUAAUCGAAUUGUGAUUUUUAGUUGUGAUUUUCUUCUAUCGGUGUUCGGACAAAGUGGCUAACUCUGUAAAACAGUGUAUCAAUAUGAUUGGUCGUGUAUUGGUUUACGGUGGUAAAGGUGCUUUGGGCGCUGCCUGUGUUUCACAAUUCAAAUCAAAUAACUACUGGGUGGGAAGUAUCGAUCUCAGUGUUAAUGAGGAAGCUGAUGCCAGCAUCGUAUUGCCUCGGGAUUUGGGUUGGGAAGAACAAGAGGUUGAAGUUCUAACGAGAGUUGGUGAAGCAUUGGGUGGAGAAAAAUUAGAUGCCAUAAUUUGUGUAGCAGGUGGUUGGGCGGGUGGUAACGCUUCUAAGGAUUUGUCUAAAAAUGCUGAUCUAAUGUGGCGUCAAAGUGUGUGGACAUCUAGUAUAUCAGCUGCUGUGGCAGCGAAACAUUUAAAGGAUGGUGGGAUGUUAACAUUAACUGGUGCUCAACCAGCUUUGCAAGGCACCCCUGGCAUGAUUGGCUAUGGUAUGGCUAAAGCAGCUGUACAUCAGCUAACUCGGUCUUUAGGUGGCAAAAAUUCUGGUUUGCCUACAAACUCCGUGGCUGUUGCAAUAUUGCCAGUAACUUUGGAUACUCCAAUGAAUCGCAAAUGGAUGCCGAAAGCAGAUUUUGGCACAUGGACUCCAUUAAUUGAAGUUGCUGGUAUCUUCCUCAAAUGGACCCAAGGCCAGGAGCGUCCAAAUUCCGGAGCUUUAUUGCAGCUUAUAACCAAGGAUGGUCUUACACAAUUGGUUGAGGCGAACUGAAGUCCGGCAUUUAUUAUAGGAAGAAAAAAAUUCCGACUCCACAGCGUUAGGGAAACAUUUUGAAUGGAUGGAUAUUUAUAUUUAAUAAAAAAAUUGUUGUAGAUAAAAAUAA
Ceratitis capitata (Mediterranean fruit fly) is the source of this 1317-nucleotide messenger RNA. It is a transcript of the gene Dhpr, whose product is annotated as dihydropteridine reductase. Gene Ontology annotation, cellular component: cytoplasm. The record is from RefSeq and is a predicted model, not a curated record. Gene Ontology annotation, molecular function: NADH binding; NADPH binding; 6,7-dihydropteridine reductase activity. Gene Ontology annotation, biological process: tetrahydrobiopterin biosynthetic process; L-phenylalanine catabolic process. The coding region runs from base 501 to 1205 and encodes 234 amino acids. NCBI's taxonomy places the organism in Eukaryota, Metazoa, Arthropoda, Insecta, Diptera, Tephritidae. The transcript has 5 exons.